Pomacea canaliculata is the source of this 1920-nucleotide messenger RNA. RefSeq names its product alkaline phosphatase-like. Gene Ontology annotation, biological process: dephosphorylation. Lineage: Eukaryota; Metazoa; Mollusca; Gastropoda; Architaenioglossa; Ampullariidae. Gene Ontology annotation, molecular function: alkaline phosphatase activity. The record is from RefSeq and is a predicted model, not a curated record.
UUUCAACCCCAUCAUGUGCAUGGAUCUGUCUGUCGUUUCGCAUCAUGAAUACCCAAGAAGGACGUCCUUUAACAUGAGGCUGGUUUCAUCGCUGGUUCUGGCCUGUCUGGUGUGUAUGGUUUAUUCUGCGGGGAUACCGAAAGCUGAAAAAGAACCAACUUUCUGGAAAAAUUCAGCCAGGGAGGCCAUUAAAAAGUCCGUGGAGACCAAACCAAUCGUGGCAGUUGCCAAGAAUGUGAUCCUGUUUCUUGGCGAUGGAAUGGGGAUACAGACUGUGACAGCGGCCCGUAUUCUGGCCGGACAGAUGAAGAACAACACUGGGGAGGAGGGCAUGCUCAGCUUUGACAACUUCCAGCAUGUCGGACUUUCCAAGACUUACAAUGUGGACCACCAGACACCCGACUCAGCCGGCACGGGUACAGCCUACCUGUGUGGAGUCAAGACCAACAUGGGGAUCAUUGGCAUGGACGCAGGUGUCCUCCUUGGGCAAUGUGACAACUCCACAGGCAGGGAAGCGACCUCCAUCCUCAGGUGGUCUCACGAGGCAGGCAAGUCCACCGGGGUGGUGACAACUACCCGCAUCACUCACGCCACGCCAGCCGCCUCCUAUGCUCACAGCCCCCAUCGUGACUGGGAGGGCAGUGUACCCAGCACCCAGGGUCCGUGCACAGACAUCGGGCUGCAACUGGUCAAGAACAACAGCUACAUCAAUGUGAUCAUGGGUGGAGGCCGACGGAGCCUUCUUCCGAACAACUUCACCGACCCAGAAGCAGGAUGGAUUGUAAGUGGAAGAAAAGACAACAGGAACCUCAUUCAGGAAUGGAUCGACCAGAAAACCGCAGAGAAUGCAAAAUUUCAAUAUGUCUGGAACCUAACGAGCUUCGAGGCUGUCAACCCUGACACUACCGACUACCUGAUGGGUCUGUUUGAGCCCAACCACAUGCAAUAUGAAGCAGAGCGACUGAAGGACAAAGCCGGCGAACCAAGCCUGGCCCAGAUGACCAAGAAAGCCAUCCAAAUCCUCAGCAAAAAUCCCAAAGGCUUCUUCCUGCUCGUUGAAGGAGGACGCAUUGACCACGCCCACCACGAGGGCAACGCCGCCAACGCCCUGCACGACGUGGCCUUCUCCGAGGCCGUGCAGACGGCACGAGACAUGCUUGACGAGUCCAACACCCUCAUCGUCACCACAGCCGACCAUUCGCAUGUCUUCGCAUUCGCAGGCUACCCCGAACGAGGCAACAACAUCCUUGGUUUGGUGAAAACUGACGGCCUCUCUCUGGCCAAGGACAACAAAACCUACACUACCCUCGUCUAUGGAAACGGACCUGGCUACUUGGAAGGGCCGCGCCCGAACCUCACCCAAGAGGAUGCCACGAACCUGCUAUACAAGCAGCAGUCUGCGGUGCCCAUCUCCUCGGAGACGCACGGCGGGGAGGACGUGGCCAUCUACGCUCACGGCGCCAUGGCGCACCUGUUCCACGGUGUGCACGAGCAGCACUACAUCCCCCACGUCAUGGCCUACGCCUCUUGCGUCGGCGACUACGCAGACGACAACGACUGCGCUGCUUCUCUGCUGACGCCUUCAACACCUUCAACACCCACCACUUCCGGCGUCAGCUCAUCGGCAGUUUCUCUGCUUGUGAUUCUUGGACAAACCUUGGCCACAGUGAUUUUAAAAUAUUUAUGUUAAAUGUUAUCAUCUUCAAAUUAAUUUUACGUUAGUAGCGUUAUAUUAUUAGAUUUGAUAUAUUAUGGGCCCAGAAUUUUAUUUUAUUGCACAUUUUUUCCCGGUAGAAAAAUUAAGUAACAAAUUUUUUACUCUUAGUUUGCAUGUUUAACUGUUUAGUAAAUGGGAAAAAAUAUUUGUGCGAUCAUCGCAUUGUCUUGAUUUAAUCAUGCAAUAAACCAUUGUCGCAAAAA